CGAGCCCGGCCUGAGGAGGCGGCCCCGGCCCCAUGGAGUGCUACUACAUUGUCAUCAGCUCCGCGCACCUCAGCAACGGGCACUUUCGCAACAUCAAGGGAGUUUUCCGCGGCCCCCUCAGCAAGAACGGGAACAAAACUCUGGAUUAUGCUGAAAAGAAAAACACGAUAGCAAAAGCCCUGGAAGAUCUUAAAGCCAACUUCUACUGUGAACUCUGUGACAAGCAGUACUAUAAACACCAGGAGUUUGACAAUCACAUUAACUCUUAUGAUCAUGCUCACAAACAGAGACUGAAGGAACUGAAACACAGGGAGUUUGCACGAAAUGUAGCAUCUAAGUCACGAAAAGAUGAAAGAAAGCAGGAGAAAGCCCUUCAACGCUUGCACAAGCUGGCUGAGCUAAGGAAAGAGAGAACGUGUGCUCCUGGAAGCGGCCCUAUGUUCAAAUCCACUACAGUGACUGUGCAAGAUGACUGCAGUGAUAUCCCAAAAAGUGCUGCCAUGGAUUCUGCCAACCAGCAGGAUUCCAGCUGUACAUUAACGCACGAUGCACAGAACUGUAAAGACGUUGCUUCUGUUAUUCCUUCCACUCCUGGGGAUGUGUGUGGUAAUAAAUCCGAUGCUAACAAAUGUGGAGAUCAGAUUCAGGGAGCUCAAGGACACAGAGUUGGGUUCUCCUUUGCUUUUCCUAAGAAAGCAGCAGUGAAACUGGAGUCUUCAGCUGCUGUUUUCUAUGAAUAUAAUGACGAAACUUCUAUGGAGCACGGAUUUAGCAGAAGGAGUAGGUUUAUUCCAGGAACAUGUAACCUUCAGCCUCCUUCAGCAGCAGAAAUAGUCGUAUGCCCUGAGGAGAAACAAAACUGGUUUCACCCACUGGUGGAAAAGUGCACAGACACAGCAGAAGCCCCUGAAGCUCAGGAUGCAAAAGAGCUGGCCAGUGAGGAAAGCAGGGUGCUGGAGAGUCCCUCCUUAACUCCUGCUCUGUCCCACUCAAAGCAACUGGUGUCCUCAGACACAGGUGGCUGUGCUAUGGAUGUAAGCGGAGCUGACUUACCAGAGCAAACUCUGCCCAUGGCUGUGGACAGCACUCAGGUCCUGCCCCUGGACAGCAGUGGGCACGAGCUGCAGGCAAACAGGCCUCUUGUGCAGGAGGGUGUGGAGGAUUGUUUGUCUCUGCAGGACGUCGCAGAGGAAAACGACAAAGAAGGCAAGAGCGAUCCGUCCACAACUGAAACAGAAAUAAAGGAUCCGGGGGCAGAUGCAGUAGUUUCAUCACCAUCUGAAGAAGGUAGUAGUGGAGCCCCAAAAACCAAACCAGACGUGCACAAGAGACCGUGUCAACCCUUUGUUCCUGUUCUUAGCAAAUAUGGAUCAAAUAUUCUUCAGUGGCCAUCAGAAAUGUUAAUUUACACAAGUACAGACCCAUCCAUUUCUUACAGCUGUAAUCCUUUAUAUUUUGAUUUUAAGUCAUCCAGAGCAAGUGACAGUCAAGAAAAGCUCAAACAUCAACCAAACAUACCUCAUUUGCACCAUAAAACUGAAUCUGACCAUAUCUUAGUCUCGGAUUUUACAAAUAAACCUACUUCAGAAUGUGGUGAUUAUGAAGCAGAAGCGAAUAAAAAUGUGUGCAACUAUACAAUACCCCUUAUAAAUGAUGUUUCCCUUUUCAGAAAUUGUGACCUUGCAAAAAAUCAAAACAAAGUGUCCUUGGAUGACUCAUUCAGAAUUAGAAAAAUAGAAAAGUAUCACAUAUCUAAAAACCACUUACGACAAAACACUGUGAUAGAUGAGAAAUAUAACAAAGUCUGGAUCAAAGAAAGCCAUGAAAAAUGGCUUCACAAAAGCAGAAAAAGGAAAAGGAGAAGAAAAUUAUGUCGUUGUCAUCAUCAUCACUGUGGGGACACAACAGCAGCAGAAAUGGAGAUGUCUCCAGUACCUGAGAAAGAAAUUACUUACAGAGAUGAAAAUAAAUAUCAGCACCUCCAGAAUAAUGCAGAGAAGUGCAGGCAUGAUGCAGGGAAUAUCUGGUUGACUACAGGUGAGAUACAGCAGUCACAUCUAAAACUCGGCAUUGAAAAUGGUCAUAAGAGAGUCAUGUCUGCAUCAGAUCACGUACACUGGGACAGAGGCUGGUGUGACUUUUGGAGUGCAAAAAAUAGUGGCCAACACCAUGGUUGUAAACGACUGCACAGAAAGAGCAGAGCAAGCUCUCGAAGACAGGCAAAGCAACUGGCUCCAAGUUCCAGGAAGCACAGCCUGAGGCACUCUAAAACAUGUUGUAGCUGGAAAGUCAGGAGGUCAAGCUGUAGCCCAGAGCAUAAAUGUUUAGGACAAUGCAGUGGUGAGAAGGGUCCGAGUCAAAACCAGUCCGUAAAGCGAGGUUACAGUGUUCUGACCGAGGAACCUGAAAAAUGCCACCGCAAGCGGAGGCAGCACAGCUACUCCUCUUCAUCAGAUGAGAGCUCCUGUGGACAGGCAUUAUCAGCAGAGGAAUAUCUAAGGCAAAUGUCUACUUUAGUUACAUAUCACAAAGCAAAAGGGAAACACAAAAGAAGGAAAACUAGAAUCCAUCAUGUUUUCCUUGACAGGAAUGCAAGAAGUGAGACCUCUGGACCUGCCAAAGAAAAUUCUGCAAGUUCUACAUUAAACGUUUUGGGGGACUUAUUGGCUCAAGACAAUCUAGAGGAAACUAAUGCAGAUCCCAAAGCUGAUGGUGCAAAAGAUACAGAUGAAACAAUGGAGCUGGAGGAAAGCAAGUCACCUGUAGAAGGUGAUGGUUCACACGUGCUGGAAAACGAUAAACUGACAGCGAGUGCAGCGAUGGAGAGUGCCCCGGAUACGUUUUCUGAUGUCAUCGCAGGCUCUGCUGCUUCUGUUCCUGAGCACAGUGCUCCGGCAGCUGCUGGCACACAGGAUGUUCUGCAAGAUGAAAAGAAAAAAGAAAACACCACCAGUCACGAAAAUCAAGCUCGUUACAAAGUUCCCCUCUCCAACAGACGUUUGGAACCGGCUCCUCCUAAAUCCUAUCUUUGCCAUUAUGAGUUGGCCGAGUCUCUACCGCACGAGAAAAUGAGUGAGGUGACCAGUGAGUGGGUACAGUGUAACCCUGGCAUAUUUAGCAGCCCGCCACCCUUGCCAUUCAAAGAAGCACAUGUGAACAGUCAUACCUUUUUGACUACCGAGCAGUUAAUAGCCCCCUUCCCCCUGCCCGAUCAGACAUUGAUAUUCCCUCCCGACAACCACGAAAAAUUCAAAGAGCUGCCGUCCGAGGCGUAUCAGCAGAUCGUGCCACAGGGCGUGCUGGCCAACAAAGUGAAGUUCGCCUUCCCCCCCGCGGCGAUCCAGCCCCCGAGUUCCCCUCUGCAGCCCUUGCCCCUGCAGCCGCCGCUGUGUUCUACCUCGGUCACCACCAUCCACCACACGAUCCUGCAGCAGCACGCCGCCGCCGGCACGCUCAAGGUUCUCCAGCCCCACCAGCAGUUCCUCUCGCAGGUCCCGGCUCUUUCCAGAGCGCCUUUACCUCAUCUGCCGGUGGGACCGAGGCUUUGCCCGGGGGGCCACGCCGCCUUCGUGGCCCCGCCGCACUUGCCGCUGCUGCCGCCCUCGGUCCUGCACCCCACCCAGCUGGCGUUUCCCCCGCUGCCACACACCGUCUUCCCAUCCCUGCUGUCCCCGCACCCGGCUGUCAUCCCCCUCCAGCCUCUCUUUUAGGACAGGGAUGGGAUGGGGAAAGGACCCUUCAGCUAAACGGUCCUGAUGUUUCCACGGUCCCCUCAGCUUUGCAAAACGGUUCUGUGAACUAAGCUGGUUAAAAUGCCUCGUUCCCUGGGAAGCAUUUACUGUAAGUAUAAUGAUGCAAACAUUCAUGGCAAGUUCAGACCUGUACUAUAACUAAAGCACUGAAUAGUCUGAUACUAAUUAUGAACUAUAUAUAUAUAUAUAUAUAAGUGAAAAUCAUGUCUUAGAAUAUGUAUAAUGUAUAUAAAAUAUAUUUAUAGUUCUAUAACUUAUGUUGUAAAGUAUUCACCUUUCGUUUUUUAUCUUUGUGUAUUUGCACCUAUUUAAUGUUUAGACAAAGCUGAUGCACUAUGUUUUGUACUAUGUUCUCUGAAACUGUAAAUCUAGUGACAAACUAUCUCUUGCAAUAAAUUUUUGUUAACUACUUAAGUAUAUCAAAAAUCUUUCAUUACAAGCCUCAUGGAUGUUGUUCUUCCGUGUCCUUCUGCAGCUGAAUGGCAUCUUUUACCCCUGUUAUGUUGGGAUAAUCAGGUUUCCCACACAUCAGUGAUUUAUCAGGGAGGUUCAGAGGCCAAUACCUUGAGGGCAGCUGUCUUACCGAGCCAGAGAAAGGGUAAUAGAUGUGUUUGUGUUAGUGGUUUGAUGUCACCAUGACAAAUUUUGCCUACUUGUGGUAUGUGCACAGAUUGCUGACUGGUGGAGCUAAUCCCUUUUAUACUAAACCACAAAAAGACGAUGUAACAAAUGUAACAUGGGUAGCGGAAGGGGGGGGAAAAAUAAAGGGUAAUAUUGAUGUCAGUUUGACUUCAAGAGGAUGUUGCUUGUAGCAGCAAGGAGGGGAGGUCUGGGUUCCACCCAGCAUGCUCUGUGUGAUGGCACAUGGCCCUCAGGGGGGUGGAUCUGUCCGAGGGAGGGCCUUGCUGCCUGUGCAGUGUCUGAAGGGGGGGCCAGGAAGAGCUUUGCGUGGGAAACCCCACCAGGGUUUGACACCAAUUCUUACCUCACUUCACCCCUCUCUCUCCUGCAGCAUUUUGCUAAAGAAAUAGAAUAACACAGAGACUAAUUAAAGUAAUAAUAUACUGCCAGUAUUUCUAACUGUACUACAGAGACUUCUCCCUACCUCUGCAGUCUUUUAUUGAACCCCACCCAGCUUUAGCCAGUGAAAUCUUCUCAUUUGCUUUGGCAUGAGAUAUGUCAGACCCACGCCUGUGAUGGUCAGGAAUAAAAGCAGGAGUCAUUCAGAGGUAGAGUCAUCUCUUUGAGUUAAAAUGAAGUGUUACCAUGUGAGUGAACCUAAGGAUUUGCAGCAUGAUGGUUAGUGCUAGUAGUAGGCCCUCCAUAACAAAAGGGCCUCCCAAUAAAUUACUUCUUUUCACCUUUUUAUAUAGUACAAUAAAAUCAUGUAAAGCUGAACUGAAGGAAUAGUAAAUUCAAAGUAUUAUUAAUAUACAUUGCAUAUUAAUAGCUACAGAUGUUAACCAUUUGGAAAGUAAUACUAUAUCCUAAAACAUAUGUUUUCUGCAUCUAGAGCUUUAGAACUUACCUGUAUCAAUAUUGCACGUUUUAGCACAAUAUUACAUUAAAACUAUAGCAAACAACAUCUUACCACUAAAAUCACAAGAGUCAGCUAUUCAAGUUUUCCAUGUUGUGCAGUUACAAAGGGCUAAACUACAUUAAUAAGCAAAAAGUUGGUAAGAAAGAGCAGAUGAGCAGUGAGGUCCUGGAGAGCAGCUCGGAUCCCCUGCCUGAGGCUGCAGCAUGGGGUGAGAUGUGGCUGAGCAUCCUGCAAUGCCAUAAAGAAAGUCUAUUUUCUCUAGUUCUGAUUUCAGGUGAACGCCCAUUUCUAUUUAUGUGGUACCUGAAAAAUGUAGAAAUAAGUGACUUUAUACUGCUUUAUUUCAAGAGUUUGCCUACAUGAUGUGUGUGUCUCCACUGCCUCCCGUGCUGAGCUGGUGCUGGGCAUGGGAAUCUCUGUUGGAAUCUCUGGGAGGGGAUGUGCUGGCUGCUCUCUCUGUUGCCUUGGUUGACUUGUGCUGGCUUCUGCAUUUCUGCCUCCUCUGUGGGAGUCAGCACAGACAGUCCCCUGGGUUCUGGUGUCCCAUCAAAGACAAAAUCCACCUCAUUUUAUGGCAGUACACUUAAAACAAAGAAUCCACAUAGGACAAAUAUGGUUGCACGUUCUGGCAGGAGAUUAAAAAAAUCACCAAUUUAAAAUUUUCAGUUUCAAUGUUCUUUGAAAAAUCCCAUCUAUUAACUUGGAGGUCCACAUUUUUUCAACAAAAUGUUCCAACAACUUUGAAUUCCACUUUUUUUUCUUACAAUAUAAAUUAUUUUUUUCUAUAUUCAGUUGUUAAACAGUUUUAAGACAUUUCACAAUUCUUUAUUAUCUACUGUAAUUGCUGUUCAAUAGUGUAUAAACUACUUAAAAUAAAAGACUAAUAACCAUAAAAUGUAACAAUUUUCUAAUAUGAUAUUGCCUUUAAUGCUAAAACUGUUUGUAUGUGUGACUUCAUAUGUAAAAGCAAAACCAGUAUAAAAAUAAAUCACAAGUAAAGUUUAAAAUUGAACACACUAAAUUAAAUUGCCUAAUAAAAUAUUCUUUUGAGUUUCUGUUUUAUUAUUAAAUAUAUAACUUCUAGUAAGUUAUAUAAGGAUAGUUCUUCCUUUAUAUAUUUUAUCUGGUAUUUUAGAUUGUGUAUUUUUGUUCCAUAAAUUGGUAGUCGGAUUUAUAAGCAAAAACUAUCACGAAUGCUAAAUAAUUGAAUUUUUAUCCUUCUGAAAAAUUCGACCAAAUUUGUUUUAAAUCUAAGACAUUUAAUUUUGAAUUUACAAAUUUUCACAGAUCUAGGGUGUCUAUGCUCCUGGCCAGUUUGCCAAUUUUUAGAAUUACUGGGCUCACAAAUGGCAAGAAUUAGACCUUCAGAACUGAACCUAAAUGAGGUUAUAGAUUUUGUUAAGUGAUUUCCCGGACCAGCUCUGCGGAGAAUUACCCGAAAAGUUAACCUGUUCCACUGAGAUGAGAAGAGUAUCUUUAUUUUGGUCCUUGGAAAGUUGCAAUCUGCCCAGCCUGACCUUCCUGGGAGCUUCCAUUUCUCAGGUAACAAUAAUGGUCUAGAGGAGCUUUUGGGGCGUGAAGGAACGUCACUGUAUCACCUUGGUAUGGGCAGUUUUGGGUAACUCGUCUCUUGUCUGUCUCUCCUGUCUGUAAGUAUGUAGAAUUUUUGAAAUGCUACCAAUACAUGGAAAGAAUCAGAUUAUUUCAUUUCCUUCUUAAGCUGGAAUCUACACAAGCUGUCAACUGCUGGGGAGAAGUCACCAGAUUUCAGGUUUUGCAGGAGUGAGCAAGGGGCUGUUGAAAUAUUUUUAAAUUAUCAUGGCUUACUAUCUACAUGUGUGUAUUAUUUUAUAGAUCACUUUGAUUUAAUAUUUGCAGCAGGCAUAUUUUUGUGUAUUGUUUUCUGUGCCCCCUUCUCCUCUCUACUUCAGUUGCAAACUUUGGUGAAAGAAACACGUUGUAUGGAGUGUUUUUGAGUGAGAGUGUGUUUAUCAUUUGGUACAGUCAAACAACAGUGAAAUUGUUACGAAGCAAAGUCUUCUUUACCUUCAGUGUUAACUUUUUAUUAGCACGUAAACUUUUACCAUUGUAAAAUAGUCAUUUGGAUGUGGUAUUCAAACGAGGCUUUAAAGGACCACUGGGACAUCCAUUUUUCUUUAAUAUAUUACUGUACAUGAUAAUGUGCUGCUUAUGCAACAUAUGACUAUGAUUUUUCUGACAAGUUCAUUUUCUGUAACUGCAUUUUCCUCGAAGUACACGUUUUGCGUUAUGAUAACGUUUACUUUAUUUGCUACAUUUAAAAUACAGUUUUAAGUAUAUUUGGGCAAACUCUUCAUGAGUGUAAAUCACUGUACAGCUUCUGGCUUUGGUGGGAUUUCAUUGGUUUGUAACCCCCUGAAAAUGGUUCAUGUUGCAAUGCUAAGGGUUUUGUUAACUUUUCCAGACUGAGGCAAUACGUUAUGACCAUGUGAAUGUAUUUUGAAAACAGUUAUUUGUUUAUAACUGAGCUGGCAAAUUUUAAUCCACUGGGUAUUUUGCCGUGGUGCUUGUAGUCUGCAUGUUCCAAACUCCAUACAUUCAUUUUCUGGUCUCCCUUACUGUACAUUGCCUAAAGGCUUGUAUGUAUGUAGCAGUGCACAUAUUUAUGCAAUAUGCCUACCAGUUGUAAAAUAUUACAGUGCUAUGCUAACUCUCUUUAUUGAAAGUAAAGACAUUUGUACUGUAUAAAGAUCAUUUAAUAUUUUUAAAUUAACAUGGCUUACUAUCUACCUGUGUAUAUUAUUUUAUAGAUCACUUUGAUUUAAUAUUUGCAGCAGGCAUAUUUUUGUAUAUUGUUUUCUGUGCCCCCUUCUCCUCUUUACUUCAGGAACACUGUAAAGUUUUCUCUUUUUCUGUUUCUCUGUGACUCAGAUUAUCAGAGUUUAUUGGAAUUUAUCUAUUUAUGAAAAUGAACCAGGCUUUUUUAUUACUUUCAACUGCAAUAAUUAGUGAACCAACUUUAAGAAUUUUGAGACAUCCUAUUUUUAAUUCAAGCUUCUGUUUUAUUUUAUGUAUUUUAUAAAAGGUUUGGAGAAUUUCUACCCUGGGUCUAAAUUUUGACUUGUUAGUGCACUUCUGAAAGCAAUGGAGUUUAAGGAAGCUUUGCUAUUAGUAUUACUGAGGAUUUAUUUUGGCCUGGGGGAUUAGUGCUCUUUAUUUAUUAAAACUGCCUAAUAUUUCCUGCUUUAAGUUGAAUAAUAAUUUCAUAAGGUAUAAUGAGGAGCACAAUCUAGUAAAGAAAAAUUAAUCCAUUUUCAAUCAGUCAUCUACCUCCUUUGUUGUAAAGGUAUUUAUGUAAUUAAUGACCAUAAAGGUUAUAUCUUUCAAAUCUCUGCUCUGUAUUGUCAGUGUUUUGAAACACGGACCUGCGCCUUCUCUUCUGAUACCAAAGA
Messenger RNA from Corapipo altera (White-ruffed manakin), 8723 nucleotides. RefSeq names its product zinc finger protein 804A (gene ZNF804A). The transcript is spliced from 4 exons. The record is from RefSeq and is a predicted model, not a curated record. NCBI's taxonomy places the organism in Eukaryota, Metazoa, Chordata, Aves, Passeriformes, Pipridae. Gene Ontology annotation, cellular component: nucleus. The coding region runs from base 33 to 3710 and encodes 1225 amino acids.